This is a messenger RNA of Mus caroli (Ryukyu mouse), 2933 nucleotides long. RefSeq names its product ArfGAP with FG repeats 2 (gene Agfg2). Gene Ontology annotation, biological process: intermediate filament organization; spermatid nucleus differentiation; acrosome assembly. NCBI's taxonomy places the organism in Eukaryota, Metazoa, Chordata, Mammalia, Rodentia, Muridae. Gene Ontology annotation, cellular component: membrane; cytoplasmic vesicle; cytoplasm. The record is from RefSeq and is a predicted model, not a curated record. Gene Ontology annotation, molecular function: GTPase activator activity.
GGAAGGGGGCGGCAGAGUCUCUCGCGGUCGUGGUCGGGGCUGCAGGAGCUGGUGUCAGGGUUGCCGGGCGUGCGAAGGCGGCGGAGGCGGGAAAGGCAGCGAGCGGUUAAAGGGGAGCGACCGCUGACUUGCAGAGGAACCUGGAGGAGAGAUGGUGAUGGCGGCUAAGAAGGGCCCGGGCCCGGGUGGCGGGGUCGGAGGGAGCAAAGCGGAGGCUGAAGCCGCUUCGGAGGUGUGGUGCCGCCGAGUGCGGGAGCUGGGCGGCUGCAGCCAGGCCGGGAACCGCCACUGUUUCGAGUGCGCCCAGCGCGGGGUCACGUAUGUGGACAUCACCGUGGGCAGCUUCGUCUGCACCACCUGCUCCGGCCUCCUGAGAGGCCUGAACCCCCCUCAUCGAGUCAAGUCAAUCUCCAUGACAACUUUCACUGAGCCAGAAGUCCUGUUCCUCCAAUCUCGUGGAAAUGAGGUCUGUCGAAAAAUCUGGCUCGGUCUUUUUGAUGCUCGGACAUCGUUGAUACCAGAUUCCAGGGAUCCUCAGAAGGUGAAGGAGUUUCUCCAAGAAAAAUAUGAGAAAAAAAGAUGGUACGUCCCCCCAGAGCAAGUCAAGGGGCCCUCUUACAGCAAAGGCAGUGUCUCUGCUACCCCUGUCCAGGGCUCUGUUCCAGAAGGGAAACCCAUUCGGACACUUCUGGGAGACCCUGUGCCAUCUCUCUCUGAUCCUGCUUCCACUUCAAGCCAGGCUGGGAGCCAGUCGCAGGCACGCAGCUCGCAAGCCAGGAGCUCCCAGCCUCCUUCCCAUUCAUCCACCAAGAAAGCCAGCACUGACCUGCUGGCGGAUAUCGGGGGAGACCCCUUUGCUGCUCCCCAGGUGGUGCCAGCCUUUGCCUCAUUCCCAGGAUUUGGAGCAGCAUUUGUAUCCCCUCCUCCAGUAGGCCAGACUCCUGCCCAUGGAGGCUUUGCCAACUUCGAUGCCUUCAGCAGCAGCCCUGGCUCUUCCGCCUUCGGAAGCCUCCCUCCAUCCGUCCAAGCGCCGUUCCAGGCCCAGCCGACCCCUGCAGCCAAUCGGAUGCUAACUGGAAGUUACAGCUUUGGAAGUGGCCAGAUGUCAGCGUUUGGUGUGGCACCCCUUGCAGCUGCCAGUCAACCCAACAACCUUGCAGAUAUGGGCGGCCUCCUGGGUCCCAGGAUGGCUGCCGGAGGUCUCCCUGGCAGUGUUUUCGGGAUGCCGAGCCAGGUUCCUGCCCUGCAGUCGGCCGUGCCAGGUGUUAGCGGCAGUGGAGGGCUCCCCUUUGGAGCCUACACCAACCCCUUCGCCACCCCUGCCCAAGCCCAGCUGCCUUCUACCAACCCAUUCCAACCCAAUGGUCUAGCCUCAGGGCCUGGCUUCGGGAUGAGCAGUGUUCGGCCUGGCCUUCUUCAGCCAGUGCCACCCUCUGGGGCCUUUGCCAGUCCCUUCUCUGCACCCGUGUUCCCCACACAGGCUGGACUGGUCGACCAGCAGAAUGGCUCUUCCUUUGGCGACUUGGGGACCUCUAAGCUGGGGCAGAGGCCACUGAGCCAGCCGGCUGGGAUCUCUACCAAUCCUUUCAUGACUGGAUCCUCAGCGUUUGCCUCCAAACCUCCAACCACAAACCCAUUCUUGUAGCACUGUGUCACUGGGGGAAGAAGGGGCUCUCCCCUCCUGGGGGUGUGGGGGACAACUUCUACUUCUGCUGCACCCCUCAGAGCUCUGGUGACCAUUUGCCUGUGGGGCAUUUCUGUGGGUCUGAGGCUGGGAUUGGGCCUGGGUUGCGGGGCUUAUGGACCUGGGAAGAGGGGAGGUUUAGAAGUGUGACUUGGAGAUGAAUCAGACUCUAGCCUCCUGGUCUGCCGCCCAGGGGCUUCCUCUUCCUCGCCGGACACCUACCCAGGAAGAAGCCCACCAGGAGACCCCAUAGUGGUGUAGUUCUGUCAGAUUAUUAAGUAUGAAGACAGUCUUCGAUCCUGUCCCUCCUGGCCUGUGGGGAGAGAAGCUAGGCACAGCCCUAGCAGCUCCUUCCUCCACACCCAACCUUCCAAAGCUGCCGCUUUCCUCCCAGAUCGAAGCAAAGCUCGGAUGUAGGGUAAAGAUGAGGCCUGGUGUUGAAAGCCACCAGAUAGCCCUGGGACUGCGGAGCUUCUGGUGUCUAGUGCUUUUUGUUUGCCAGACUCGGCCACACCCACUUCUCUCCACCUCAGUUCUUCCUAGCUGCCCCCUCAUCUUGUCCGUCAGGGUGGGGGAGUUUGACCUACAGAGUAUGCGUGCCCGCCUCCUGUCAAGCACUUUAGUUAGCCCUGUCAUGUUUGGAUACCAGUGUUUUAUAUUUAUAAAUAGAGACUUUUCUAAUAUAGCUAUUAUAUACAUAAAUAAAUAAAUAUAUAUAUGCAUACACAUAUGUAAACAGAUAAACACCGCUGGCCAUUCUUUUUCUCCCAGACAACCCUUGAACUUGGGGGACUUGGGUAGGAGGAUCACAAGUUCAAGACUAGCCUGGACAGUUUUGAGACCCUCCGUCUCAAAGGAAAAAAAACGAUAAAAAGUAAAAACAGAGAACUCAGGAUGUAGUUCAGUGGUAGAGCACUCGUCUAGACUCCUCCUCCCGGGAACUUGAAGAGUAGGGUAACUCCUGCCUGUGCCUGGAUAAUCAAACCCGGAGCCCCAGGGCUCAGGGGAGGACAACCAAGUGUCCUGACGCUUUCCACAAUGUACACGAGAAGGGGUACCCCAGAGGCUAGGCUUUUCCAAUGAAAAGUCUGCGAUUGGCUGAGGAGUUUUGUGGUUUUUUUUUUUGUUUUGUUUUGUUUUUUCUUUUUUCCACAUUCCUCCCUCUGCUCCCAAAUAUCUGCACCAAAGCUUGUUUGGAGGCAAUGUCGGAAAAGAUUGCGUUUGAAAGGAUUAAAAAAAAAAAAAAAAA